GGAAGGCAAGCAAGAAAGAUGCAGACCAGAUACAGUUAAUAAGUACUCAAGUUUAGAAGGAAUACGAAACCAGUUCGCUAAAUACGUAAAUAAUCUCUGUCUGACAUUUCUGGCGCCAGUUUUCAAAACCCACCCACUGUUUCUUCCCCCAGAAACCCAAACCCUUACUUGAUAUCAGAACUUGUAAUAGAGAUACUCUCUUCUCUCUUCCUUCCCCUUUCUUGCUUCUCCGUCUAAUUCCUUCUGCUACCUUCUUCUUUCUCAUUGAUUUCUCGCUCGUAUAUCAUGGUUCGGCGAGGGAAGCGGGGUCGGUCGCGCAAAAAUUUGAACGUCUCAAAUGAGCGCACGGACACACAGGAAUUCGAUAGGGUUCUGCCCAAUCGCCACUCGAAUGAUCGAGAUGGAACUUCUGUUCGUACUGUUGGGGGAAUUCAAGAGCCAGAUAGUGAAGAGAAGGUGAAAGAAUGUCUCGAUGUUGGGGGGGCAAUUCAAGGGGCCUCUACAAAGCGGUCUGUAGUGUUUGAACCCAAGGUUUAUUCCAGGAGAAAGGUUAAUUCUGUUAAGGAGGAGGUCAAAGUUGCCGAAAGGUCGGGUUUCUUAGACCAGAAGGACGAAAACAUCGGUGGGAAAAAGUCGGAAUGUGGUGAUGGAGGGGUUGUUGUGAAGGUGGAUGGAAACAGAGGUGAUGAAGAGCUGAAAUUCCUUGGGAAUCAGUUGGUGGACGCUAAGCUAGGUGUGGAUAGUGGGGAUUUAGAUGAGAAAGCGACAUCUAUGGAACUGGAGGACAAGCAAGUCUCUGUGAAGAAAAACGGCCAAUUUGGUCGGUCCGACGGAGAUAAUAUAGGCCCGUCGAGGAAGAGAGGCAGAAACGCUGCUAAGAGGGUGAAUUAUGAUGAGAAUUUUCUACAAGAGCUUGAUAUUUCUGAUGAAGAAUAUGGGCGGCUCUCUCCUAAGAAGUUCCGUGGAACAAAGGGUAGACCGAAGAAGAAGGGCCCGAAGUCUCAAAAGGGAAAAGCUGGUGAGAGUGGAAAGGACGGUGAUGGCGCUUCUGUGAACAAGCAUAACCAAAGUGUUAAGGUCAACCAGCAUGUUAAUGAAGAUGGUGAUAAUGGUGAUGGAGAAGAGCGAAUUUGUCAUUUAAAUGAAGAGGAUGGGAACAAGGCGGAUCAAAGAAGACCAAAGAAGCGUGGGAAGAAAGGUCGUUCAAUUGUUGGAUGCCCAGAAAAUACUAAAAGUUCAUUGCAAAGGAAGGAACUGAAAGGCGAAGAGACAGCUAAUGAAUCUGAAGAGGGUCUGACUUCUUCAGAACAGAGCAAGCUGGCGGGUCAUUCCCUGAGGCCUUCACGAGUUCCAAAGGAAGGGGAUGAGGAGAACGACAAGAAAAUAACGAAAAAAGAUCCAGUAUGGAUUGCGAACAAGUCUAUGAUGUGCCACCAGUGUCAAAGGAAUGAUAAAGGGAGGGUUGUCCGGUGCCAGACUUGCAAGAGGAAGCGAUUUUGUAUCCCCUGCUUAAAGACUUGGUAUCCUCGGAUGGAAGAGGAUGAAAUUGCUAAUCAGUGCCCAGUUUGUCGCAAUAAUUGCAAUUGUAAAGCAUGCUUGCGUCUAAAUUUUGCCAAAAAUCCAUUUAAGGAUUUAGAACUGAAUGUUAGCGAGGAUGAAAAGGUUCAGCAUACAAAGUACUUGCUACAAAAGCUUUUGCCAUAUGUGAAGCAACUGAACCUAGAACAGAUGAGGGAGAGGGAGCUGGAGGGGGAAGCUGUGGUUGUGCAGUACAUUAGUCAAGGUCUUGACUAUAUGCAUGGUGAAAAGGAGGAAAUAGUGGAAAAGUCUGCCGAGGUACAACCUAAGGAUCAUGUGAGGACAGGUUCUGAAUGGAAGGCCAAUGAAGAUGGGAGCAUCUCUUGCCACUGUGGCAACGGGAUUCUAGUACUGAAGUGUAUAUUUCCUGAAAAUGAGAUAUCAGAUUUGGUUGAUAAAGCAGAAAAAAUAGCAAAAACUUGUGAACUUCUGGAUGUUGGUACCACUUCUUUGCGAGGAUGUCCUUGUUUUGACUCCAACGGCAAUGUUGAUCUAAGCAACCCUAAUUUGUUGAAAGCAGCUUCUCGGGAAGAUUCUUAUGACAACUAUUUGUACUGUCCGUGGGCCAAAGACAUUCAACAUGAUGAUCUGAAGCAUUUUCAACACCAUUGGAUGAAAGCUGAGCCAGUGCUUGUUAGGAAUGUCCUGGAAACUGCAUCUGGAUUAAGCUGGGAACCAAUGGUCAUGUGGCGUGCCUUCCGCCAGAUUAAAAAGCUGAAGCAUGAGACACAUUUGGAUGUCCAGGCCAUUGAUUGUUUAGAUGGUUGUCAGGGGGAUAUCAAUAUUCACGAAUUCUUUACUGGUUAUUCAAAGGGUCGAUUCGACAGUUAUCAGUGGCCCAGAAUAUUGAAAUUGAAAGAUUGGCCUCCAUCGAAUCUAUUCCAUGAACGACUGCCACGUCAUGGUUUUGAAUUCCUGUGUUGUUUGCCCUUUAAGGAAUAUACAGAUCCUAAGGAAGGACUUCUAAAUCUUGCUGUCAAACUGCCAAAAUACUCGCUGAAGCCAGACAUGGGGCCAAAAACUUACAUUGCUUAUGGAGUUGCCCAAGAGCUUGGGCGUGGGGAUUCUGUAACCAAGCUCCAUUGUGACAUGUCUGAUGCGGUGAAUGUCUUGACGCAUACUGCUGAAGUGACCUUCACACCCGAACAGCUUGCUGAAAUAGAAAAGUUGAAGCAAAAGCACAUUGAACAAGACAGAAGAGAAAUUUUUGGGAGUGGUCUGGGAAUUGACGGAGAGGAGAACACCAGUGUACAAGUUGGUAGCUUAUAUAGCUCGGAUGCAAAUAAAGAAGAAUCUACUAAUGAAUUUGAUGAGGAAAAGCAUCUAGCUGACCAAGUUGUUCAACAGAGUGAUAGGCCUAGACAUAUGUUUGGAGAUCUGGAAGAUGCUGAGGGAGGUGCUCUAUGGGAUAUUUUCCGGAUACAAGAUAUUCCCAAGUUGCAGGACUACCUUAAAAAGCAUUUCAAGGAAUUCAGACACAUAUAUUGCUGCCCAGUGCCAAAGGUUGUCCACCCAAUUCAUGAUCAGGCCUUCUAUUUGACCCUAGACCAUAAGAGGAAGCUAAAGGAGGAAUAUGGCAUUGAACCAUGGACAUUUGUCCAGAAACUUGGUGACGCGGUAUUGAUUCCAGCAGGUUGUCCUCAUCAAGUGAGAAACUUGAAGUCGUGUAUAAAGGUUGCUCUUGACUUUGUCUCACCUGAAAAUCUACCUGAGUGCAUCCGCUUGACAGAGGAAUUUCGACUACUUCCCCCAAAUCAUCGGGCUAAGGAGGACAAGUUGGAGGUAAAGAAAAUGGCUGUAUACGCUAUGAAGCAGGCAGUUGAGGAACUUGAGAUUGUGUGCCAGAGCCCAGAAAGGGAGUGAUACACUUUUCUGCUUUGGUUGAAGACAGCAGAGGGAGUAAAGAAAGUGAAAUGAAGUAGUUUUUUCAUUGGGAAUAUACUAGUCAACGGCUCAGAUUUCAUCUUGUUGUAACCAGUUUUGCCUAGCAAGAGCAGUGCUAGAAGAUAGAGAAACAAUUUUUAUAGUUUUGAAGAGGAAAGAUAAAAUGAGUUGAAACAUUUGUAUCUAUGUUUACCAUCAUGUAAACUCUGGGUUAAAACUCCGUAACCAAAAGCUCACCUUGGGAAUGUUUUACAGGGGGUGUAUAUGAAAAUUUCUAUUUAAUUACAACCAAAGUUUUCGGUUUUGGUUGA
Carica papaya (papaya) is the source of this 3773-nucleotide messenger RNA. The record is from RefSeq and is a predicted model, not a curated record. Lineage: Eukaryota; Viridiplantae; Streptophyta; Magnoliopsida; Brassicales; Caricaceae.